This is a messenger RNA of Passer domesticus (house sparrow), 948 nucleotides long. Its product is annotated as olfactory receptor 14C36-like. Gene Ontology annotation, molecular function: G protein-coupled receptor activity; olfactory receptor activity; odorant binding. Gene Ontology annotation, cellular component: membrane. Lineage: Eukaryota; Metazoa; Chordata; Aves; Passeriformes; Passeridae. The transcript has a single exon. The record is from RefSeq and is a predicted model, not a curated record. Gene Ontology annotation, biological process: G protein-coupled receptor signaling pathway. The coding region runs from base 1 to 696 and encodes 231 amino acids.
AUGCACAAUUCCCUCUGGGACACCAGGACCAUCUCCUACACAGGAUGUGCUGCUCAGCUCUUCUUCUUUAUGUUCUUCAUCUCAGCAGAGUAUUUCCUCUUGACCAUCAUGUGCUACGACCGCUACGUGUCCAUCUGCAAACCCCUGCACUACGGGACCCUCCUGGGCAGCAGAGCUUGUGCCCACAUGGCAGCAGCUGCCUGGGCCAGUGCCUUUCUCAAUGCUCUCAUGCACACAGCCAAUACAUUUUCCCUGCCCCUGUGCCAUGGCAAUGCUCUGGGCCAGUUCUUCUGUGAAAUUCCCCAGAUCCUCAAGCUGUCCUGCUCCAAAUCCUAUCUCAGGGAACUUGGGCUUCUUGUGUUUUCCAUCUGUUUAGGACUCGGUUGUUUUGUGUUCAUUGUUUUCUCCUAUGUGCAGAUCUUCAGGGCUGUGCUGAGGAUCCCCUCUGAGCAGGGAAGGCACAAAGCCUUUUCCACCUGCCUCCCGCACCUGGCUGUGGUCUCUCUGUUUGUCAGCACAAUGAUGUUUUCCCACCUGAAGCCCCCCUCGAUCUCCUCCCCAUCCCUGGAUCUGUCAGUGUCAGUUCUGUACUCGGUGGUGCCUCCAGCCCUGAACCCCCUCAUCUACAGCCUGAGGAACCAGGAGCUCAAAGAUGCCCUGAGGAAAAUAAUGACUCCAUCAUUUCAGAAGCAAUAAACUCUCUUUUUUCUUCUCAGAACCUUCUGAAUGUAACUCUUUACAAUCUUGGCCUUUUUUUCCUAUUUGUCCAUUUUGUCACUGGGACCUUUUAUUAUUAUUUUUCUGGUGUUAAAAUAUUUUUUAUACGAUACUGUAGUACUACUCUGUAUUUCUACAUGAACUUCUACUUCUCUUUUGUAACACAAAGGAUUUUAGCUGGCUUGUUCCCUCUGCAUUUGAAUAAAAACAAGUGGCUGUCCUGACCUGUGU